AUGGGUUCUAAUGACGAUGGCAAGCAUGAGGCGAUUUGUUCAAGCGGCACUCUCGAGGUGUUUGAACAGCUGUGGCAUGAGACCUCCUUUAAUAUGGCACAAGAGGAAAUUUUUACUCAACAGCAAUUGGUGCAAGAUUCCCAAAAUGAUAAGUCCAAGUUGAAGGCCGAAGAAAAGGCAAACCCGAUGGAACAUGCGAACGCGAUAGAGCAGCAAAGACACCUCGAAUUUAUGCGUCAAGUUGAUGAUGUUCCUUCUAUUAUCAACGUAUUUUAUCACUCCACUAGAAAUUUCAUGAAAGAGCCUGAUCGCAAUCUCAUUCUGCAUGAUUUGUUUAACGCAUUGUUUAUUUUUACUGACCUCGUUAUGAUCACAAAUUGUGCGCAUCUUACUGGAUGUAUCGUACAUUUCGGGACUCCAGUCGAUUCCUGA
Plasmopara halstedii is the source of this 432-nucleotide messenger RNA. RefSeq lists its product as uncharacterized. The record is from RefSeq and is a predicted model, not a curated record. The coding region runs from base 1 to 432 and encodes 143 amino acids. The transcript has 2 exons. Lineage: Eukaryota; Oomycota; Peronosporomycetes; Peronosporales; Peronosporaceae.